Messenger RNA from Melospiza georgiana, 851 nucleotides. RefSeq names its product CD40 ligand (gene CD40LG). Gene Ontology annotation, biological process: immune response. NCBI's taxonomy places the organism in Eukaryota, Metazoa, Chordata, Aves, Passeriformes, Passerellidae. Gene Ontology annotation, cellular component: membrane. The record is from RefSeq and is a predicted model, not a curated record. Bases 1 to 849 code for a protein of 282 amino acids. The transcript has 6 exons. Gene Ontology annotation, molecular function: tumor necrosis factor receptor binding.
AUGAACGAACCCUAUGGUCCUGAGGCACCCCGUCCUAUCAGCAGCACAUCUCCUGCCAUCAUGAAAAUGUUCAUGGGCUUCCUCAGUGUAUUUAUUGUAGUGCAGACCAUUGGGACCGUGCUCUUCUGUUUGUAUCUUCACAUGAAGAUGGAUAAGAUGGAAGAGGUGUUGAGCUUAAAUGAAGAUUACAUCUUCCUGAAGAAAGUUCAGAAAUGUCAGACAGCAGAAGGUCAGAAGUCGACAUUAUUGGACUGUGAAAAGGUUAUAAAGGGCUUCCAGAGCAUCCAGAGCAAGGAUGGACACCCCAAGGAGCAGCCCAAGUUUGAAAUGCAGAGAGGUCCUGAGCACCACGAGCAUCCCCGCGUGACACACAAGAAUGAAACAUCUGUGGCAGCAGAGAAGAGGCAGCCAAUUGCAGUUCACCUGGCAGGUCAGCCGAGCAACAAGGCAGGCUCAGUGCUGGAGUGGAGGGAGACCAUGUAUGGCCCCACAAACAGCUUGAUAUCCAACAAGGAGGGGAAACUGAAGGUGGAGGAAGCAGGGCUCUACUACAUCUACUCCCAAGUCAGCUUCUGCACCCCAGAAGUGUCUUUGGCACCCUUCACCCUCUAUAUUUAUUUACAUAUCCCCAAAGAAGAGGACCGGCUCUUGCUGAAAGGACAAAAGACACAGACCUCCUUGAAGACACAUGAAGCAAAACACUCGAAGACCGUCUGUGCACUCCAGUCCAUCCGUGUGGGAGGUGUCUUCAACCUCAGGGAAGAUGACAUGGUCUUUGUCAAUGUGACAGAUUCCACAAAAGUGGGGUAUAGCCACGGCAACACCUACUUUGGCAUCUUCAAGCUGUAGUG